CCGAGGAGGAGGAGAACGAAGGAGGGAGGGACGAGGACCGAGGGGCGGCGGGAGGAGGGCGGGGAGGAGCGCUCUUCCUGGUUGGGCCCUGCCCUGAGCUGCCACUGGGGAAGCCAGCCGCCGGGACCGCAGCGAACCCCCCCAACACCCCUCCCCCAGGAUGGCUGAGGAGAUCAUCACCCCAGUGUACUGCACAGGGGUGUCUGCACAAGUGCAGAAGCAGCGGGCCAAGGAGCUGGGCCUGGGCCGCCAUGAGAACGCCAUCAAGUACCUGGGCCAGGACUAUGAGCAGCUGCGGAUGCACUGCCUGCAGAGUGGGGCCCUCUUCCGGGACGAAGCCUUCCCCCCAGUGCCCCAGAGCCUGGGCUUCAAGGACCUGGGCCCCAACUCUUCCAAGACUUAUGGCAUCAAGUGGAAGCGCCCCACGGAGCUGCUGUCAAACCCCCAGUUCAUCGUGGAUGGAGCCACCCGCACAGACAUCUGCCAGGGAGCGCUGGGGGACUGUUGGCUCCUGGCUGCCAUCGCCUCCCUGACCCUCAAUGACACCCUCCUGCACCGAGUGGUUCCACAUGGCCAGAGCUUCCAGAAUGGGUAUGCUGGCAUCUUCCACUUCCAGCUGUGGCAGUUUGGGGAGUGGGUAGAUGUGGUCGUGGAUGACCUUCUGCCCACCAAGGAUGGGAAGCUGGUGUUCGUGCACUCUGCCCAAGGCAAUGAGUUCUGGAGCGCCUUGCUGGAGAAGGCCUAUGCCAAGGUGAAUGGCAGCUACGAGGCCCUGUCAGGGGGCAGCACCUCAGAGGGCUUUGAGGACUUCACGGGUGGGGUCACUGAGUGGUAUGAGCUGCGCAAGGCACCCAGCGACCUCUACAACAUCAUCCUCAAGGCGCUGGAGCGAGGCUCCCUACUGGGCUGCUCCAUUGAUAUCUCCAGUGUUCUGGACAUGGAGGCCGUCACAUUCAAGAAGCUGGUGAAGGGCCACGCCUACUCUGUGACUGGGGCCAAGCAGGUGAACUACCGAGGCCAGAUGGUGAACCUGAUCCGGAUGCGAAACCCCUGGGGCGAGGUGGAGUGGACGGGAGCCUGGAGUGAUGGUUCCUCGGAGUGGAACAACGUGGACCCUUAUGAACGGGAGCAGCUCCGGAUCAAGAUGGAGGAUGGGGAGUUCUGGAUGUCCUUCCGAGAUUUCAUGCGUGAGUUCACUCGCCUGGAGAUCUGCAACCUCACCCCUGAUGCACUCAAGAGCCGGACCAUCCGCAAUUGGAACACCACGCUCUACGAGGGCACUUGGCGGCGGGGGAGCACCGCAGGGGGCUGCCGCAACUACCCAGCCACCUUCUGGGUGAACCCCCAAUUCAAGAUCCGGCUAGACGAGGUGGAUGAUGCAGAUGACUACGGGGAUCGCGAGUCGGGCUGCAGCUUCGUGCUCGCUCUCAUGCAGAAGCACCGCCGCCGCGAGCGCCGCUUCGGCCGGGACAUGGAGACCAUCGGCUUCGCGGUCUACGAGGUCCCUCCAGAGCUGGUGGGCCAGCCGGCCGUGCACUUGAAGCGUGACUUCUUCCUGGCCAACGCAUCUCGGGCGCGCUCAGAGCAGUUCAUCAACCUGCGAGAGGUCAGCACCCGCUUCCGCCUGCCGCCUGGGGAGUACGUGGUGGUACCCUCCACCUUCGAGCCCAACAAGGAGGGCGACUUUGUGCUGCGUUUCUUCUCGGAGAAGAGCGCGGGGACCCAGGAACUGGAUGACCAGGUCCAGGCCAAUCUCCCAGACGAGAAAGUGCUCUCAGAAGAAGAGAUUGACGAGAACUUCAAGGCCCUCUUCAGGCAACUGGCAGGGGAGGACAUGGAGAUCAGUGUCAGGGAGCUGCAGACCAUCCUCAACAGGAUCAUUAGCAAACACAAAGACCUGCGGACCAAGGGCUUCAGCCUGGAGUCGUGCCGCAGCAUGGUGAACCUCAUGGACCGUGAUGGCAAUGGGAAGCUGGGCCUGGUGGAAUUCAACAUCCUGUGGAACCGCAUCCGGAACUAUCUGGCUAUCUUCCGGAAGUUUGACCUGGACAAGUCGGGUAGCAUGAGUGCCUAUGAGAUGCGGAUGGCCAUCGAGUCUGCAGGCUUCAAGCUCAACAAGAAGCUAUACGAGCUCAUCAUCACCCGCUACUCAGAGCCCGACCUGGCGGUCGACUUCGACAACUUCGUGUGCUGCCUGGUGCGGCUGGAGACCAUGUUCCGGUUUUUCAAAACUCUGGACACAGAUCUGGAUGGAGUCGUGACCUUUGACUUGUUUAAGUGGUUACAGCUGACCAUGUUUGCAUGAGGUGGGGGCUCAGGCCCCCGCUGUGCCCCUCUCCUCUACUAUCUGCCAUGCCACGCCAUGCCACACCUUCCUGCCACGCCGCAUCAGGUCAUCUCAGCUGCAAGUGCCUUCCUAGGAGCAGGGAGGUGGCCUCGUCCUCCUGUCCUUUCUUCCCAGCUGCCACCUCGUCUGCUAUGGACAGAGCUGCCUGACCCUCCCUGCCCAUGCCAACCGAAUGCUCUGGAUGGGCUCCUCUGGCUCUCUCAUUGCCAAACCAGGAAGGUGGCUUUUGCUUAUUCCUGCCUCAGGGAGGGUGGGGUCCAGGGGGACCUGAAAGCCCCAGGCCUCCCCAGCAUCCUGAUGUGUCCCCUCCCCUCACUCCAGAGGCCACCCACCCAGCCCUACCCACCCGGCCUCACCUGCAGACUGUAUAACCACUAACUCCGCACUGUCAGCUGUCUGCGUGUGUGGAGCCUAGUCCUGGCUGGUCGAGCUCCCCGGGGCUGGGAACCCCUGUGCCUUCUUGCACAGAAGCCAAAGCCCCUCUCUGCGCCAAAGCCUGCCCCUCCCCAGUUCCGCUCAGCCCGGAGAAUAGUCAGGCCUUCCCUCCUCCCUCAUUUUUUAUAUUGGUGAUUUUAAAGGGGACUCUUCAGGGACGGCUGUUAUGAGGGUGCCAGAGGCGCCCGGGAGUGGGGUGGGGAAGUCCCUUGUUUCCAUGCAGAAGAACCCCAAAUAAUAAAAGAAAAGACCACAUC
Molecule: messenger RNA, 3039 nt
Organism: Tupaia belangeri chinensis (Chinese tree shrew)
Lineage: Eukaryota; Metazoa; Chordata; Mammalia; Scandentia; Tupaiidae
Gene: CAPN1
Product: calpain 1
Exons: 22
Coding region: 161-2305 (714 amino acids)
Biological process (GO): proteolysis
Cellular component (GO): cytoplasm
Molecular function (GO): calcium-dependent cysteine-type endopeptidase activity; calcium ion binding
Source: RefSeq, a predicted model, not a curated record